Molecule: messenger RNA, 1878 nt
Organism: Plasmodium malariae
Lineage: Eukaryota; Apicomplexa; Aconoidasida; Haemosporida; Plasmodiidae
Product: conserved Plasmodium protein, unknown function
Exons: 1
Coding region: 1-1878 (625 amino acids)
Source: RefSeq, a predicted model, not a curated record
AUGAGAAAAAAAAUUGUGGUAAUUACACAUAACAUAUUUGUUAAAGGAAGUUCCUUUUGUAUCAAGCAAAGAAAAUGGGAACAUCCUUUUUUUGGUAGGAAACAAAACAUUGCUACUAACAUUUCAGAAAAUAAAGAAAUAAAGAUUAAAGAUAUUGGGGAUAUAAAAUUAAAAAGUGUGAAAAAAAAUAAAAAUAUUAUAAAGGAUGAAAAUAAUGAUGAAGAUGUAUAUAUAAUGAAUGGGAAAAUACAAUAUGCGCAAAAAAGUAAAAAAGGAAAAAAUGAAUUAAAAACAAAACAUCCACAUAAAAAAAUAAAAUCGUCAGACAAUGCGAAUAGUGUAUUAUAUACUAAGUUCAGCGAUAGUGUGAAGAAGAAUAACAUAAAAGAAGUCGAUGAAAUAAAUUUAAAGGUAAACAGUUUUGAAGGGCUAAAAGUAGGAAAACUUAAUACUGAAGAGAAAAAAAUACAAGUCAAAAGGUGUCUGAAUGACAACACCAAAAUUAAUGAUAAUCAUAGUAAUGUAGUACCUAUAGUAGUUAAAGAUAAUGGUAACGUAAGUAAUAGCCUACUUAAGAAUACUAUAUCAGAAUACUCCACUACUCAUGAUGAGGAAUAUAAAGCCGUUCAAUGUGAAAAAAUAAAACCAGUUGAUUUUUAUUCCAAGAAACAGAGUAAUGAACCACUGUGCAGGUAUGAUUUGAAGAACGAUGAUAAUUUUUUUACACGUAACCAUGAAGUAGAAGCUCAAUCAGGUAGUAUUGCUCACAUGAAUAGUACUUCCCAUAUGAGUAGUACCUCCCACAUGAGUAAUACUUCCCACACGAGUAAUACUUCCCACACGAGUAAUACUUCCCACACGAGUAAUACUUCCCACACGAGUAAUACUUCCCACACGAGUAAUACUUCCCACACGAGUAGUACUUCCCACACGAGUAGUACUUCCCACACGAAUGUUUCAAAAAGUGAGAGUGAAAGAAACUGCGGGAAGGAUGAGAAGGCAAGGAAAAGUCAAGGCACAAGUGAAGCAAAUAGCACGAGUGCAAACCAAAAUGUAGAUACAAAUAUUCCUCAUAAAAACAACAGUAAUAAAAUUGUUAAACAUGAUAUAUAUGAAGUGUUAAAUGAAAUUAAUCUGGAAAACAAUAAAAAAGAAAUAGAAAAUUUUUUAAAUUCAUUUUUAUUAUAUAAAAAUAAAAACUCAACUAGUAUAAUAGGAAAUUAUAUAAGUUUAUAUUUCUGUAAUAUACUAAGUGAAGAUUUAAAAGAUUUAAAAUAUACAUAUUUUGAUGGGGUAAAAUUAUGUGUUAACACAUUUUUUAGUGCUCUAAAGGAGUUAGACGAAGAUCAAUUAUCAAAAAUGACAAAUAUUUAUUUAGAGGAAUAUUUUUUAAAAAUAUUUCGAAUUUUAAAAACACAUAACAUAAAUUUCCAAUUUGAUAACAUAGAGAUAGAGAAUAUGAAAUUAUUAUAUGUGUACAACAUAUUAGGGUUAGUUAGAAAUGCAGGUAAAAGAACAAAAAAGGAAAAUAUAAAAAAGUUUUUAUAUCAAUAUAUAUGUGUAGAAAAUAAGGAUCUAGCUCAAUUAAAAAGUAGUAACAAAAUGAAAUUCUUAUCAAAUAUAAUAAAAAAUGGGGUAACAACUCGUAUGCACAUGUUAGUUACAUUGUCUUAUGACAUGUGUUCAUUUAAUACCGUUUCGUCCGAUUGUAUUACAAAAACAAAAUUUAAAAAUAUAAAUCUGGAAUUCAUAUUUGAAAAUCAAUUGGAAAAUCCUUUUUUCUCGUUACAUUCCCCCGAUUCUAUUGAUUUGAAAUCAUCGGGAUGGUAUCUGGUUGACGUGAAUCAAAUAUUAAACGGAAAUUUACCGUACGAAUGA